UCCAGUUUAUCGAAUAAUAAAAUUAUUUGUUGUUCAAAAUCAACAUUACUCUUUUAAUUUGGAUGGUGAUUAUCAUAUGUGGCCUUUAACUUCACAAAAUGACAGUUUAUUAGAAAUUCGCCAAUCUAUCAGAGCACCCUUUAUACUGCGCAUGAUGCAAAACGUCUUCACCAAAAAAAUAUUUUGGAAUGGCAUUCGCUUAUAUGUAAAUAGCACCCAAUUAUAUCAUCGAAGUUUUGAGAAUUUUAUGAAAGCAGUUGUUCCUGAAUCAAGAAAAUCAGAAAUGGCUCUACAAACAAUGGAAUAUUGGGCUUCGGAAGAGCAUUGUCCUCUCGUAAAAAUAAUACGAUAUUAUGAUAAUCCUACGGCUAAAAUAGUUAUUUCAGUGCCAAAUUUCGAUAUAUUAAAAACUUAUUGCUUACCUAUAACUUUUACUACGCAGACGUACCGCAAUUUUAACAAUUUCUCUUAUAUUUCGCUAAUAACGAGAAAUUUUGUAUUAACAUUACCAUUUAAGGAGGAUGGUUGGAUAAUAUUCAAUAUACAACAAACUGGUCAUCUCCAUUCCUCUAUAUUCUGGAAUAUCAUACCGUAUUUACAACAAGAAGAAGAUUAUAUAGCAUGGUAUCCUAUGUUUAAAGCUCUGGAAUACAUGUUUAGUACUUUCCUGUAG
Nylanderia fulva is the source of this 673-nucleotide messenger RNA. NCBI's taxonomy places the organism in Eukaryota, Metazoa, Arthropoda, Insecta, Hymenoptera, Formicidae. The record is from RefSeq and is a predicted model, not a curated record.